AUGGACGGACUCCCUCCAUUUCACCAGACCAACACACUCUUCCUUAGAAAACCUCAGACCCAGAACCCCAAGCUCAGAUGCCAUUCUCUCUCGUGCCCUGCUCUUGGUGACACUGCCCCUUGUACGGCAACUCCAGCCUACGCUUUGCAGCUUUCCCCUUCGAGUGUCCCCGCGGUGGUGGGUGGCUUUAGUGGGGUCAACUCUUUGGCGUCUGUGAAGAUGAUCCAUGCCCAGAUGAUAAAAAUGCCUGGCAAGUGGAGUUUUGAUGACCACUUGGUGAAGAUCCUGAUCAGGCAUUACGUGAACUUUGGAGAUCAUAGAUCAGCCGCGUUAGCUCUCUUGCUGGGCCUAGCCAGAAGCAACGUUGGAUGGAACUCUUUCUCGGAGGAAUUGAAGGACUUCAGGGAACUGCCUGUCCAGAUUCUUGAGGUAUUCGACGACUUGCGUUGUAAAGGAAUGGUCUUUGAUGCUAGGAUCUUCACUGUUGCAUUGAGAGUUUGCACUUGUGUAUUGGACUUGUGGUUGGGUGUAGUGAUUCAUGCUUGUGUGAUCAAGACGUCCCUUGAUUCCUAUGCUCAUCUCCAGCGUGCCCUGAUGAACUUCUAUGAGAGAUGUUGGGGCAUAGAGCGUGCCAAUCAAGUGUUUAACGAAAUGCCGAAGCGAGAAGAUGUUGUAUGGAAUGAAGCAGUUAAGUUGAACAUGAAGCAGGGGCAGUGGAUAAGAGCUUUAGAGCUAUUUCGAGAAAUGCAGUAUUCUUGCAUGAAGGUGAAAUGCACAACGACUGUCAGAGUGCUGCAAGCUUGCGGCAAAUUGAAAGCCCUCGCACAAGGAAAGCAAAUUCAUGCCCACGUUUUGAGGUUUGGAAUGGAAUCAAGCGUGCCAAUUGGCAACGUUCUCAUCAGUAUGUACGCCAAAAAUGGAGAGCUUGAACUUGCUGGAGCAGUUUUUAAUUCGAUGGAAGAUCAUAACUUUACUUCAUGGAAUUCCAUUAUCUAUGCUUAUGCCUCAUUUGGCUUUCUAAAUGAUGCAUGGAGUCACUUCCAUAAGCUGGAAUCUUUCACAAUUGAGCCGGACAUUAUAACCUGGAGCUGCCUUUUGUCGGGGCAUACUCUUAAUGGCUCCUACGAGGACGUCCUGACCAUCUUGUGCAUGAUGCAAACUUCUGGAAUUCAACCGAAUUCGAGCUCCAUAACCUGUGGUCUCCAGUCAGUCAUCAAACUGGGAUUAUUACUGUCGCGACCUACCCCGCCAAAGAUCGAGUUUAGGCCAAGAGGUAUUUGUCGAUGGAUAUGA
Molecule: messenger RNA, 1293 nt
Organism: Syzygium oleosum
Lineage: Eukaryota; Viridiplantae; Streptophyta; Magnoliopsida; Myrtales; Myrtaceae
Product: pentatricopeptide repeat-containing protein At4g01030, mitochondrial-like
Exons: 1
Coding region: 1-1293 (430 amino acids)
Biological process (GO): RNA modification
Molecular function (GO): RNA binding; protein binding
Source: RefSeq, a predicted model, not a curated record